This is a messenger RNA of Macrosiphum euphorbiae (potato aphid), 417 nucleotides long. Lineage: Eukaryota; Metazoa; Arthropoda; Insecta; Hemiptera; Aphididae. The record is from the annotation of a GenBank genome assembly.
AUGUCGGACAUAAAAAAUAAAGAGAAAAGUCGUUCAAAAAAUUUUGCUAGUGAUGAAGUUAACAGGUUGAUAAGUUUGGUCGAGAAAUAUAAAAAUAUCAUCGAAAAUAAAGAAACUGAUUCAGAAACGUGGAAACAAAAGGAUAAAUGCUGGCAGGUGAUACAAAAAGAAUUUAGCGUGAAUGUGACUAGUGAUUUUAGAUCGGUAAAAACAUUGAAAGAUAAGUACAAUGGGCUGAAAAAGUGUGCAAGGAAAGAGUAUGCUGAAGAACGCAAAGAGUUGUUUAAAACUGGUGGUGGUGAAAAAAGAGUUGUGAAAAUUAGUGAUAUAUCACAGAGGAUUCAUAAAUUAAUAUCAAUUUCAAUUACUGGUAAUCCUAGUGAAUUUGAUAAUGAUCAAGUCUUAAAGAAGCUAUAG